This is a messenger RNA of Carassius carassius (crucian carp), 2376 nucleotides long. It is a transcript of the gene galnt10, whose product is annotated as UDP-N-acetyl-alpha-D-galactosamine:polypeptide N-acetylgalactosaminyltransferase 10 (GalNAc-T10). The coding region runs from base 76 to 1866 and encodes 596 amino acids. The transcript is spliced from 12 exons. The record is from RefSeq and is a predicted model, not a curated record. NCBI's taxonomy places the organism in Eukaryota, Metazoa, Chordata, Actinopteri, Cypriniformes, Cyprinidae. Gene Ontology annotation, cellular component: Golgi apparatus.
AGAGAGAAGUUAGGGACUUUGUGAGUUUGUGUUGAUACAUGUAAGGACACAGAAGCGCCAGAGAGAGACUCCGAGAUGCGGCGAAAGCAGAAGAGACUGCUGCAGAUCGCGCUGCUGCUGCUGUUGGUCUUUCUGUUCCUGCCGAGCGUCGGCUUGUGGUCCGCGUCUCUCGAGCGAAUGAUUGACAGCUCCGCGGACGCCGGCGCACUCUCGCGCGCACAGCAAUUAAACAGACACCAAGUGCAGAAAGACGGCAGUCGGAGAAAGGACUGGCAUGACUAUGCACUGAUGAAGAGCGAAGCGGCACGUUCAGGUGUCGGCGAGCAGGGCAGGCCGUAUCCACUGACCGACUCGGACCGUGUGGACCAGGCCUACAGGGAGAAUGGAUUCAACAUAUUUGUCAGCAAUCGCAUCGCCCUCAACAGAUCCCUGCCUGACAUCAGACACCCGAACUGUAAGACGAAGCUGUACACAGAAGAUCUUCCUAACACCAGCAUCAUCAUCCCCUUCCAUAAUGAGGGCUGGUCGUCUCUGCUGCGCACCGUUCACAGCGUCCUGAACCGCUCGCCGCCACAGCUCAUCGCCGAGAUCAUCCUCGUGGACGACUUCAGCGACAAAGAGCAUCUGAAGGCUCCUCUGGAGGAGUACAUGGUGCGGCUGCCGAAGGUUCGAAUCCUGCGCACGAAGCAGCGUGAGGGUCUGAUCCGGACCAGACUGCUGGGCGCUGCGGCUGCGAGGGGUCAGGUCAUCACGUUCCUGGACUCACACUGCGAGGCCAACGUCAACUGGCUGCCGCCGUUACUGGAUCGCAUCGCAGAGAACCGGAAGACGAUCGUGUGUCCAAUGAUCGAUGUGAUCGACCACGAUAACUUCGGCUACGAGACGCAGUCCGGCGAUGCGAUGCGAGGGGCUUUCGACUGGGAGAUGUUCUACAAACGCAUCCCUAUCCCAGAUCAGCUGCAGAAACCAGACCCCAGCGACCCGUUUGAGUCUCCGGUGAUGGCAGGAGGUCUCUUUGCUGUGGACAGGAAGUGGUUCUGGGAGCUGGGAGGAUAUGACACGGGUCUGGAGAUCUGGGGAGGAGAGCAGUACGAGAUCUCCUUCAAGGUCUGGAUGUGUGGCGGCCGUAUGGAGGACAUUCCCUGCUCUCGAGUCGGUCACAUCUAUAGGAAAUACAUGCCCUAUAAAGUGCCGGGCGGAGUGAGUCUCCCCAGGAAUCUGAAGCGCGUGGCCGAGGUGUGGAUGGACGAGUACGCAGAGUUUAUCUACCAGCGGCGGCCAGAGUACCGGCACCUGUCCGCCGGAGAUGUGUCCGCACAGAAGGAGCUCAGGAGCCGGCUGAACUGCAGGAGCUUCAAGUGGUUUAUGACAGAGGUGGCCUGGGAUCUGCCCGAUCACUAUCCUCCGGUGGAGCCUCCGGCCGCGGCAUGGGGAGAGCUGCGUAAUGUGGGCUCUGGGCUCUGCAUGGAGAGCAAACACUUCUCCUCUGGCUCCCCGAUCCGUCUGGAGAAGUGUCUGAAGAAACGUGGCGAGCCGGCCAGGAGCCACGGUCAGGUCUUCACGUUCGGUUGGAGAGAAGACAUACGAGUGGGAGACCCGCUGCACACUAAGAAGGUCUGCUUCGACGCCGUGUCACACAACAGCCCUGUGACUCUGUACGACUGCCACGGGAUGAAGGGGAACCAGCUGUGGGCCUACAGGAAGGAUAAGAGCCUCUAUCACCCCAUCAGUAACAGCUGUGUUGACUCUGAUGCUGCACAGAAGCGGAUCUUCAUGAACUCCUGUGAUUCCUCGUCUCUCAGCCAGCAGUGGCUCUUCCAGAACACCAACUCCACGCUCUUGGACUCCUUCAACAGCCAUCACUAGUGAAGACUCCUGUGCCUUUACUGAACUGAUCUGACUCUGAACCGCUGGAACCGCUGAGCCCCGUCCUUCUGUCCACACUCCCUUCAUCAUCAUCAUCAUCAUCAUCAUCAUCACCCCGCUGGCGUCACUCAGCAGCGGUCUUUGACUCCGACUCUCCAGACUUUGCUGUGUGUCUGAGGAGAAUCUCAAAGAUGUCACGAGAUGAGUUCAGUCCUGACUCUUGUGAGCCGUCGAUGCCUCACAAACUCUGUUCCUCGUAAACACUGCAGCGUUAUUUAUUUGGCUGCUUCAUUCCAUCACGACGACGAAACAGCAGUCUUGACUGAGUGCUGUCUUUUUAAAACUUGAUCCAGCUUCUCUGUUGUCUUAACAAAUAGAAACGUCUUUGGUCUUUUUAGAGGACAUAAUAUUUUAAUACAAAGACUUCAGGUGGAUAUAUGUUGACUGUUGGCUAAAAUCAUGUCAUCAUUCAGAAGCUGUUCUGUGUUGUUCAGUGUUGUACUGCAGUGU